UGGCUUGUCAACGCCAUGCCGUUUCCGGAACAACCCCAAAAACGACGUCAAACACUCCCUUUUCCCUCCCUAGUUCAUAAAACAGAAGCAGAGACCCAGAGAGCACGGCGAGUUGAGAGCUCAGACGGCGGGCGGACCGAGUCAGAAAUGUCGGAAUCGUUCUCAACACUCUACGAGCUGCUCAUCCAAUUAUCGGAUUCAAUCUCCAAAUCUCUGAGCAAAGCGCCGGAUACUCCGCCGGAUGACGGCGGCGUCUCCUCGAAAGCCUUACUGGAAGCUCUCCUCCCUCGCAAGCAACCGCCACGAAGCCCUAACAUCGACGGUGCUCAGCUUCACACCUCAAUCAGGGACUUCGCUCUCGCCUGCGCCGUACUCUCCGCCUCUCAGUCCUCAGCCCACGUCCUCCUCUCAUGGAUCCCCAAGGACCUCUCAGCCGCUGCAGAUUCGGCCUUUCGCAAGCUUUCGGAAGCUUAUUUAAUGGCUUACAGCGAAAAGAACAGUAAGACGAUUGCUGAAUUGGGUUUGAAUUGCGGUUCGGUUCCUGAGGAGAAGAAGUUGAUGAUAGAAUUGAUACCUGAGAUUCUUCCAUUGUUGAAGAGCAGGAUUAAGGAGAGCUCCAUCGAUAAAUCGGAGGAUUGCGAUGAGUUCUCGGCGGCAUCCGCCAGGGUUCCGGUUGGGUUUGCCAUUGUGGCCGCUUAUCAGUUUAGGUGGUUUGUUACACAGAUUGAUUAUCCUCAUUUGGGGAAGUUGUCUAAUUUGGUUAUUCCUUGUGCAUUGACGGCUCUUGAUCACUGGUCCGCCGAGAUCAAAGGGCAGGGCAUGAUUAGCUUUAUACAUAUCGCGAAAAACGUGAAUGCUGCCGAACUUGGUUGGUUUCAAGAUGUGAUCCUUGAUGCAUGCUGCCAGAAUAUUGCUUCUAGUGAUGAAAUAUGGGAACUUGUGGUCGAGAUGUCAGUGCUUAUUGUGACUUGUACCCAGCAAAGUAAUCCUCGUAGUCCAUGGUUUGAUAAGAUGCUAAACGAGAUGUUAAGUCACCUGGAGCGCCAAUCUAGGAACAAGGAACGCCGCGUUGCAUGGCUUCGUCAUGUAGAGCCACUUUUUAAUGGUGUGGGUCUGGUGUUACUAGCACAUUUCAGGCGCAUUUUCCCUCUUUUCUUUAAGUGGAUGCAUGCUGAUGAUGACGAGACUGUUUUACUGGUUCUCAAACAGAUUGAAACAGUUAUAAAGUUAACAUGGGUUAGGAACACACAGUAUGUGGAAAGGUUGGUGGACGAACUUGUUGUUCUGUACAAAGAAGCAGCAUUGAAAAGGUCCCGUGAAGGAAUUAGAGAUCUUGUUAUUCGGAUACUGAUCCUGCUCCACCAAUGCAAAGGCAUGCAGUUCGAAGCAGCCUGGGGAAAGCACAGAGAUGAUCCAAACUUAGCGACCAUUGGUGCCAGUUUAGGUGAACGAAAAGCAACGGUAAAUUUACCAUCAUGCAGCAUAUAUGCAAUAAUGUAGCCAUGCCUUGUAGGCUGCUUAAUCCAUAUUUGGUAGUCAGUAACUUGAAAAUGUUAGCACAUAAUUUGCGUAGGACGGCCUUCAAGUAUCAGCGGUUUCCUGUUCUGCUAUUCUGUCAGCUGUUCAUCUAAAUUCCUGUCUAGAGGAUUAAACCGAGAAAGUUCUCAUGUUUAUACUCCUUGGUGUUGUAAUGCAGAUUGUCCAAUUACCGUAUGCAGAAAGAGUUUAGUUUCGCGAAGGAGUUUACGUGCAGAUGUAAAUAUGACUCUUGAUUAUAUGUAACAUUUCUUCCCAGUAUGAUUUGGUAGUUAUUUAAGUAUGGUUUGGCCGUGAUUUUGGCCUUGCUGAUCA
Molecule: messenger RNA, 1851 nt
Organism: Pyrus x bretschneideri (Chinese white pear)
Lineage: Eukaryota; Viridiplantae; Streptophyta; Magnoliopsida; Rosales; Rosaceae
Exons: 8
Coding region: 16-1500 (494 amino acids)
Source: RefSeq, a predicted model, not a curated record